UCUCCCCAUCAGCCUGCCUUCAUUGUUCAUUUUUCUCACCUGUUCUCUCUGCCUGGCUCUACCUCUGUGGCUCCAUCCACGGUCUAUCGGCUCCAGGAUUCUCUGUGAAGAGAUAACGAGAGGAGCGACAAGAUGACGGACGCCCAGAUGGCCGAUUUUGGGGCGGCAGCCCCGUACCUCCGCAAGUCGGAGAAGGAGCGUCUAGAGGCCCAGACCCGGCCCUUUGACAUCCGCACUGAGUGCUUCGUGCCCGAUGACAAGGAGGAGUUCGUCAAGGCCAAGAUCCUGUCCAAGGAGGGAGGCAAGGUCACUGCCGAGACGGAGACAGGCAAGACGGUGACCGUGAAGGAGGACCAGGUGUUGCAGCAGAACCCGCCCAAGUUCGACAAGAUCGAGGACAUGGCCAUGCUGACCUUCCUGCAUGAGCCAGCAGUGCUUUUCAACCUCAAGGAGCGCUACGCGGCCUGGAUGAUCUAUACCUACUCCGGCCUCUUCUGCGUCACCGUCAACCCCUACAAGUGGCUGCCGGUGUACAACGCUGAGGUGGUGGCUGCCUACCGGGGCAAGAAGAGGAGUGAGGCACCGCCCCACAUCUUCUCCAUCUCUGACAACGCCUACCAAUACAUGCUGACAGAUCGGGAGAACCAGUCCAUCCUCAUCACUGGAGAAUCCGGGGCAGGGAAGACUGUGAACACAAAACGUGUCAUCCAGUACUUUGCCAGCAUUGCAGCCAUAGGUGACCGUGGCAAGAAGGACAAUGUCAACACAAACAAGGGCACCCUGGAGGACCAGAUCAUCCAGGCCAACCCUGCCCUGGAGGCCUUCGGCAACGCCAAGACCGUCCGGAAUGACAACUCCUCCCGUUUCGGGAAAUUCAUCAGGAUCCACUUUGGAGCCACUGGAAAGUUGGCUUCUGCAGACAUAGAGACCUACCUCCUGGAGAAGUCCCGGGUGAUCUUCCAGCUGAAGGCUGAGAGGAAUUACCACAUCUUCUACCAGAUCCUGUCCAACAAGAAGCCAGAGCUGCUGGACAUGCUACUGGUCACCAACAAUCCCUACGACUACGCCUAUGUGUCCCAGGGGGAGGUGUCCGUGGCCUCCAUCGACGACUCCGAGGAGCUCAUGGCCACAGAUAACGCCUUCGACGUGCUGGGCUUCACUUCUGAGGAGAAAGCCGGCAUGUACAAGCUGACGGGCGCCAUCAUGCACUACGGAAACAUGAAGUUCAAGCAGAAGCAGCGCGAGGAGCAGGCGGAGCCUGACGGCACCGAAGAUGCCGACAAGUCUGCCUACCUCAUGGGGCUGAAUUCAGCAGAUCUGCUUAAGGGGCUGUGCCAUCCUCGAGUGAAAGUGGGCAAUGAGUACGUCACCAAGGGGCAGAACGUCCAGCAGGUGUAUUACUCUAUCGGGGCACUGGCCAAGGCAGUGUAUGAGAAGAUGUUCAACUGGAUGGUGACGCGGAUCAACGCCACCCUGGAGACCAAGCAGCCGCGCCAGUACUUCAUAGGGGUCCUGGACAUCGCUGGCUUCGAGAUCUUUGAUUUCAACAGCUUUGAGCAGCUCUGCAUCAACUUCACCAAUGAGAAGCUGCAGCAGUUCUUCAACCACCACAUGUUCGUGCUGGAGCAGGAGGAGUACAAGAAGGAGGGCAUCGAGUGGGAGUUCAUCGACUUCGGCAUGGACCUGCAGGCCUGCAUCGACCUCAUCGAGAAGCCCAUGGGCAUCAUGUCCAUCCUGGAGGAGGAGUGCAUGUUCCCCAAGGCCACCGACAUGACCUUCAAGGCCAAGCUGUUCGACAACCACCUGGGCAAGUCCGCCAACUUCCAGAAGCCACGUAACGUCAAGGGCAAGCCGGAAGCCCACUUCUCCCUGAUCCACUACGCCGGCACCGUGGACUACAACAUCCUGGGCUGGCUGGAGAAGAACAAGGACCCACUCAACGAGACGGUGGUGGACUUGUACAAGAAGUCCUCCCUCAAGCUCAUGGCCACACUCUUUUCCACCUACGCCUCCGCUGAUUCCGGAGAUAGCAGUAAAAGCAAAGGAGGCAAGAAAAAGGGCUCAUCAUUUCAGACUGUGUCGGCCCUCCACCGGGAGAAUCUGAACAAGCUGAUGACCAACCUGAGGACCACCCACCCUCACUUUGUGCGCUGCAUCAUCCCCAAUGAGCGGAAGGCUCCCGGGGUGAUGGAUAACCCCCUGGUCAUGCACCAGCUGCGCUGCAACGGCGUGCUGGAGGGCAUCCGCAUCUGCAGGAAGGGCUUCCCCAACCGCAUCCUCUACGGGGACUUCCGGCAGCGGUAUCGCAUCCUGAACCCAGCGGCCAUCCCUGAGGGUCAGUUCAUUGACAGCAGGAAAGGGACAGAGAAACUGCUGGGCUCCCUGGACAUUGACCACAACCAGUACAAGUUUGGCCACACCAAGGUGUUCUUCAAGGCAGGGCUGCUGGGGCUGCUGGAGGAGAUGCGAGACGAGAGGCUGAGCCGCAUCCUCACCCGCAUCCAGGCACAAGCCCGGGGUCUGCUCAUGCGCAUUGAAUUCAAGAAGAUCCUGGAGCGCAGGGAUGCUCUGCUGGUAAUCCAGUGGAACAUUCGGGCCUUCAUGGGGGUCAAGAAUUGGCCAUGGAUGAAGCUCUACUUCAAGAUAAAGCCACUGCUGAAGAGUGCAGAGACCGAAAAGGAGAUGGCCACCAUGAAGGAGGAGUUUGGGCGCAUCAAAGAGUCACUGGAGAAGUCUGAGGCUCGCCGCAAGGAGCUGGAGGAGAAAAUGGUGUCCCUGCUGCAGGAGAAGAAUGACCUGCAGCUCCAAGUCCAGGCGGAACAAGACAACCUCAAUGAUGCAGAGGAGCGUUGUGACCAGCUGAUCAAAAACAAGAUCCAGCUGGAGGCCAAGGUGAAAGAGAUGAAUGAGAGGCUAGAGGAUGAGGAGGAGAUGAAUGCUGAGCUCACUGCCAAGAAGCGCAAGCUGGAAGAUGAGUGCUCUGAGCUCAAGAAGGACAUUGAUGACCUGGAGCUGACACUGGCCAAGGUGGAGAAGGAGAAGCAUGCAACAGAGAACAAGGUGAAGAACCUGACAGAGGAGAUGGCUGGGCUGGACGAGAUCAUUGCCAAGCUGACCAAGGAGAAGAAAGCUCUGCAAGAGGCCCACCAGCAGGCCCUGGAUGACCUUCAGGCCGAGGAGGACAAGGUCAACACCCUGACCAAGGCCAAGGUCAAGCUGGAACAGCAAGUGGACGAUCUGGAGGGAGGCAGCCACCGCAGAGGAGGAAAGGUGUGGGGACCCAAGAGCCCCUUCCUUUCAGAUGAAGCUCCUGGAGAGACCAGAUCCCAGCUCCUCUGUCCUUUUGUGCCCGCAGUCCCCACUUCUGUUCCUCAUGGCAGCAGGAGUGAGCCAGAGGCCCGAAUCCGUGUCCAGGCCAGACCCCCGGCCUGCUCCGCGCUGGAACGGCGCGGCUACCACUGCCACCCCUACAGAAGCCACGCCAAGGGAAUGGAGAGAUUCCGUUGA
This is a messenger RNA of Vicugna pacos (alpaca), 3507 nucleotides long. The record is from RefSeq and is a predicted model, not a curated record. Lineage: Eukaryota; Metazoa; Chordata; Mammalia; Artiodactyla; Camelidae.